AUUCAAGAUCCUAUUUUCCCUAAACCCCUAACCCUGGUUCUCACCCCCACACACACACACACGUUAAUAGGCUAUAGGCCUUUAAUUAGCUGUAACGUUUUUAAUUAUGGUCCAACAUGUUAACUUCUUGUAGAAUAGUCAGUAUUGCAAAUAAUAUAACAACACGAGUUGUGUUUAGCUUCACCCGUUAUAUUUUGACCCUUUAAUGACUGUUGUAAAUUAUCUGUCACGUGCUUUAGUGCAUCACUAAGGACAAAUACAAUUUGAGAACUAUCUUCAUUACCUCACCCUCAUCUUACGCAAUACAUUGGUUUAAAAAGACCGGGUACCUAGGUAGCUGGAAUUUAGUCACAGUAUCCUUCCUUAUUCAAUCUUGGGACAUCUCACCUACUAGCUGAAGAGAAAUACCAGAUGGCCCUCACCGGAGUCUUGUGUGCAUUUGCCUUUGUAUGUGUCACGCUGUGUCAGGCAGAGAAGAUUGACUCUGUCGGAGGUUUGUCGGAUCGCAAUCUCAACCACCAAGAUAAACUAACAUGGCUCGAAACAUUACAGGAGAAAAGGGUAACCACCGACGACAAAUACCACCUCGCCUGGCUGCUAUACAAGCUUUUAAAGUCACACAGCGACCAGUUCAAAUCCAACUUUCUCCCUCCUGGACCAGAGAGUGGCGGGAUACAGGAGAGUAGGCGCGAGACUACGCCACAGAAGGACAAGCGCAUUCGCAAAGCCGGAUGCAGAAUGUUCUUUUGGAAGUCAUGGACUGCAUGCUGACAAACUUGUCUACUUUUUACUCCAAAAUGCAGAUGGUUUUCGAAUCGAGAGCCUUCAUUCCAAAUCAGCUUACCAAAGUUUUGUCUGCAAUUAUUAAUGUAACUUAUUAUUUUUAUGAAUGGUAACUUAUCAACUUAUUGACGUGGUUGUGAGGCUACGAAUGUCAAGUUGUAAUAAAAUGUGAGUUAUUUAUUAAUUGUUUGU
Oncorhynchus mykiss (rainbow trout) is the source of this 975-nucleotide messenger RNA. Lineage: Eukaryota; Metazoa; Chordata; Actinopteri; Salmoniformes; Salmonidae. The record is from RefSeq and is a predicted model, not a curated record.